This is a messenger RNA of Cervus elaphus (red deer), 3749 nucleotides long. It is a transcript of the gene LRTM1, whose product is annotated as leucine rich repeats and transmembrane domains 1. The record is from RefSeq and is a predicted model, not a curated record. Gene Ontology annotation, molecular function: protein binding. Bases 534 to 1571 code for a protein of 345 amino acids. Gene Ontology annotation, cellular component: extracellular matrix. The transcript is spliced from 3 exons. Lineage: Eukaryota; Metazoa; Chordata; Mammalia; Artiodactyla; Cervidae.
UCGAGGAUCCACAGCGAGCAUCUCCCAACUUGACAUGGGUUGACACGGCAGGGUUAAUAAGUCAACAGAAUUCAGAAAACAGGACCGGAUUAAGAAGGCAGUUUUAUUUUGGUGCCCUGGACUUCAAGCAGAUUAAAUAAUCAAAAAGCCGGAGCCAUCGGGGUCAUGUUUGAAUGCUACAGCUGUUCACUGAGGUUUGACAAACAUUCUUUCUGUGGCUCCUCGUCUCAAUGGGAAAGGCAGCGAUGAUCCUGGGAAGGGCAAUGCUUUAAGAAAGAAGGCGGGGAGCACAAUCAAACGAUCCUCUGAUGGAAAACAAUCCCAUCCAGAUGGAGACAAGGAAAGGGCUGCUUAAAUAAGUGGUCUCCUGAAAGCGACCACUGUUCCCUGUGCUGAAGAAAAGCACUGGCAGGAUUCAGAAAAAAAGUGAAUGAAAACCUGGACUUGGAGUCUGCCAUGCCCUCGAUGUGUUGACCUGCAGAUUAAUAAAGGUGGGCUUCGGGUUCAGCGGGUAAGCCGGUGGAGACUCAGUCAUGGAAGGUGAAGUGUUGCUGCUUUCAAGUAUGAUUUUCCUGCUCCCGGUGGUGUGCGGCUGCCCAGAGAGAUGCCGCUGUCACUCACCUUCAAAUUCUGUAGACUGCAGCCGGCAGGGUCUGGCUGAAAUCCCUUCUGAUUUGCCUCCUCAGACUCUAACGCUGCACUUACAAGAUAACCGGAUCCACCAGCUUCCGACUUCUGCAUUUAAAUCAGUGCCACAGCUCACAACCUUGAACUUGUACAACAAUUCUCUUUCAAAUCUGACCCCCGGAGUUUUCCAUGGACUUCAGCACUUGAGGGUCUUAAACCUAACUCAGAACUCCCUGCAUUCUCUGGAAAGCAGACUAUUCCAUUCUCUCCCACAGCUGAGGGAACUCGAUUUGUCAUCAAACAAUAUAAGUCACCUUCCUGCAUCCUUAGGUGAGCCUUGGGAGAACCUAACCGUUCUUGCGAUCCAGCAAAACCGGCUUCGGCAGCUCGAUCGAGCCCUCCUAGAAUCCAUGCCCAGAAUGAAGCAUUUAUUUCUCAAAGACAACCUCUGGAAAUGCAACUGUCACUUGCUCAGUCUUAAACUCUGGCUGGAGACAUUUGUCUAUAAAGGGGGAAUAACGGACAGCAUCAUCUGUGUAUCACCAGACACCUGGAAGGGAAAGGACCUCCUUGAAAUCCCUCACGAGCUGUACCACCCCUGCCCGUUUCCUUCUCUACACCUGCAGUCCUCGCAGGUGCCGCAGCUAGGUGCCGACCACCAGGCUGUCCCCAGGCUCUCCGAGAGCCACAGCGCAGGGGAGCGAGACCACCGGGAGUGUGAGAUCAAACCCAAGCCGAGGCCGGCCAAUCUGCGCCACGCCAUGGCCACCAUUGUCAUCACAGGGGUGGUGUGUGGGAUCGUGAGUCUCAUGAUGCUGGCGGCCGCCAUCUACGGCUGCACCUAUGCAGCUAUCACAGCCCAGUACCAUGGGGGACGCUUGGCUCAAACCAAUGAGCCCACGAAGACAGAAGGAAGAGAGCUGUUUGACAGCUCACUGGCCUGAGAACUUUCAUCUCAAAUAGGAAUAAUAAUCAUUUUAAACCAGAAAACAGUUUCUGAGUAGGGCUGACAGGUCACUGUUACUGCCUCCUUUUCUUUUUCUCCUGCCUGCAAUGCAGGACACCCAGGUUUGAUCCCUGGGUUUGGAAGAUCCCCUGGAGAGGGAAAUGGCAACCCACUCCAGUAUUCUUGCCUGGAAAAUCCCCAUGGUCAGAGGAUCCUGGCAGGCUACAGUUCAUGGGGUCAUAUAUAUAUGUAUGCAUAUAUAUAUACAUAUUUAUGGAAAGAAAUUUAUGUUGAGAUUUAAAAAAAAUAUUAAUACCAUAGUUGAAAUAGAUAUGAUAACUUGUGCUCUGUGCCUGAGAAGUUAUUCUAUGUGGGAAAGGCUGUCCAUGGAGAAAGGGAAGGUACAUCCCUUUCAAGGUACUCUUCCCUGCAUUAAGUUGCUUUAACAAAGCAGCUGAAACACAAACCCACAUGCCAGUCAGCAUUCCUGGGAGCGUUAUGGUCCACUGGAAAACUGCCCAAUUCUGAGUGCCUGGGAAGAAGCUGAUGAUCUUACCCAAGGAGCACUGAGUGCUUCUAUAAUCCAAGUUCAUGCUAGACCAGUGAUACUUUUAGAUAUUAGGUAUGUUAUACAUUUAGCGGGAGCGUCUGUUGGUUGGGAAUUUUUGUAGCUUGCCACAAGAGUCAGAUUCUAUUUAAUUUUCUAAAUCAGAAAACCAUUUGGGGCUCUCUAGGCCACAGAAGAAGAAGAGGGCUCCACGAGUGGAUAAUAUGACUCAGGCGCAGGGUCUGGGGAAGUUUUCUGAUGCAACGGGAAAUAACAUAUAAACAAACACAAAGAGGACGGGGUGGCGGAAUUCAGGGCACAUAUCACCAAAAGGCCAUACCCACCAGGUGAUUGGAACCUUCCAUUUAUAACUCUCACAGCAGGAAUGAAUUUAGGGUGGGCUGAGAGGGAGAUAAUGGCUUAUAUGUAUCUGUGUCUAUGUACAGAGUGCGCAGAGUGCAUAGGCUUGUUCAACCACACCCACACAUAAACACAGAGCAAUCAGUUUACCCACUAAUGAAAUGCAGCCGCAGCAGGGUGGAAGCCAGCAGCUGCUGACCACCACCCAGAUUGUCUACUCAACACUCUGGGAGAGGAAGUCAGAGGAAGUCUGAAGAGAGUGGGAAUUAUCAAGAGACUUGAGAUAUGUGGCAGCAGCCAUCCUGAACAUUAUUUAGGCCAGGGUUUAAAAAAAAUCAGGUGUGGCUUGCUUAACUCCACAGACACGGUCCUGAAGAGUUGCAUGCAAAGGAAAUUUUUGUAAAUUGAAUCAUCAUUUUAAUGCAGUAGGGGAGCUCACUAUUUAAAGGAACCUUUCAUGGAAUCUUUCUGUAAUGGCAAUAAUUGACUCCAGAUUUAUGUAUUUUGUAAAUUUGCAUUUUCUCAGGCUAGGAUUUCUUAAAGUAGAAUCUACCUGUUCUUUCUCUCAUGAUGCCCCAUCUCAUAUUUAGAGUCACCUGUUAGUAUUAAAAUCAUUACACAGAGGAGUUAAGGACUCAGCAAAAGAAGAGAACAGGGUGAGUUGUCCCUCCAGAGGCCUUGACAGACAUCACUAAUCAAUCCCAGCAUUCCUCCCCCUGAGCCCUGAUGCACCACAGAUGCCUUCUUAAGACAGCACUGUAGGCAACCAGAACUAAUCAACUGGAGUUGGUUCAAAGGAUAAAGCAUAUUUGCCAUUCAGGGUACUGGCUCUGCAUUCACUUCUUCAGGGCAUGUAACAGUGUUUUGGAUCUUAAAUCAGUAGUCCUGAUUCCCUAACCUGGCACAUGAAUAGGAGGUCUAUACAGGAUGAAAUACUGUUUCCCUGUCUGAUGCAGCCAAAGCCUUGCCCAGCAGCGUAAAGAGGUCAGGGGAAAGACGGAUGGACCUACCCUAGCCUACCCUGCAGGACUCACACAUCACAGAGAACAUCUAUACCUCCUCACAGUGCUUCACAACCACUGUCUCCCACCCCACAAGUUAAAGAUGGGCCAACUCGCUGGAACAGCAAUUUUGCUAAAUGAUUCUUCUGGGGGAAAACAUUUACAUUUGAUGCUAAUUUUUUCUGAAUAUUAAAAUAAAUCUGGAUAUGUUAAAGAGUAGACUGAAAAAUUACCGUGGAUUUUAAGAUCAAAAAGAGAUCUCAGGGAA